AUGUCGACCUCCGUGGAAGCCCCAAAGCAAUUUAAGCAACCUUCCCGUAAGGGUAAGAAGGCGUGGCGCAAGAAUGUCGACAUUACCGCGGUGCAGGAGGGUUUGCGAGAUCUGAAGGACGCCGAGAUCACAGGUGGUCUUAUCUCUGAAAAGCCUUCCGAUCAACUUUUCGUUCUCGAUGCUGUCGGCAAUGAAGAAGUACGCAAGUCUAUCGCCAAAAAGCAGAAGAAGCCCCUCAAGUCAGACGAGAUCCUUGCCCAGCGGUCAAUGAUCCCCGCCCUAGAUGGCCGGAAGCGUGUCAACCCGAACGUCACCGACGGAGUCAUUGAGCCGAAGACGAAGAAGCCCAAGAGUGACUGGGUUAGCAAAAAGGAAUAUCUCCGCCUGAAGCAAGUAGCGAAGGAGGGAAACCCUAUGGGCAAGAAGACCGACAAUGAGUUCUAUGAUCCGUGGGCAGAAGAUACCGAACCCACGCUCACGUACGACGAUCCCCGCUUUGAUUUCCUGCAGAAGCCCAAGCCCAAAGUUGAGCCGACCACAUUAAAACACGCCCCGAUUUCGCUUGCUGCCAAUGGAAAGCCCGUUCCCUCUGUUAGGAUGCCUCACGCCGGAACCAGUUACAAUCCUGUGUUCGAAGAGUGGGACAAAUUAUUGGAGACCCACGGUGCCAAGGCGGUUGAGGCCGAGAAGCUGCGAUUGGAGGAAGAGGCCAAGGAAGCCGAGAAGCAGCGUUUGAUCGAGGAAGCCAAGAACGACAACGGCGAGGUGAAGUCGGAUGACGAGAGUGCCUGGGAGGGCUUUGAAAGCGAGUACGAGAAGCCUGAGUGGCUGAACAAGAAGCGCCCUGAGCGUAAAUCCAAGACGCAGCGUAACAAGGUCAUCCGACGCAAGGCAGCAGAAGGGAAAGCGAAGUGGGAGGCUCAGAGGGUAAAGAGAGAUGCACAGGCUGAGCAUAUUCUCAAAAUCGCCGAGCAAAUCAAACAACGGGAGCUUGAGCGUGAGAACCAGUCAGAUGCGGAUGAGUCUGAUGAUGAUGAUGUUGAGAUUGCUCUCCGCAAGAAGACUUUCGGUGGCAAGAGACCUGUACCUGCGCAGCCGUUGGAGCUGGUUCUUCCUGACGAGCUGCAGGAUUCUUUACGACUCCUGAAGCCGGAAGGUAAUCUCUUGGAUGAUCGAUUCCGAACAUUGAUCGUUCAGGGUAAGCUCGAGUCCCGCACACCAAUUACCCAGGCACGCAAGGCCAGAAGACAGAUUACAGAGAAGUGGUCGGCGAAGGAUUUCAAGACUGGAUACGAGUAA
Molecule: messenger RNA, 1299 nt
Organism: Penicillium coprophilum
Lineage: Eukaryota; Fungi; Ascomycota; Eurotiomycetes; Eurotiales; Aspergillaceae
Product: ribosome biogenesis protein NOP53
Exons: 3
Coding region: 1-1299 (432 amino acids)
Biological process (GO): rRNA processing; ribosomal large subunit assembly
Cellular component (GO): nucleolus
Molecular function (GO): 5S rRNA binding
Source: RefSeq, a predicted model, not a curated record